GGCGCACUAUAAAGUUACAGUACAGUAGUGACAUAAUGUAACUUUCAGCUGUCAUAACACUUGAGAAGUCCAGUUGAGAAGAAACGACAGAGCAAAUGUCUCUCUACAGGAAUAUAGUGUGGUUUAUUAAGGGAAUGCGGGAGUAUACAAGGUCUGGAUUUGAGAAUGCCAGUAAGAGCUUUGCAGUAAAGGACCUCGAAGUGUCCAUGGUGGGACGCUGCUUCAUGAUCACAGGAGCUAACAGUGGAAUAGGGAAGGCGACGGCCAUGGCGAUAGCCAAAAAAGGUGGCACCGUUCAUAUGAUCUGCCGAAAUAAAGCGAGAGCAGACAGAGCAAAAGACGAAAUCAUCUCAGCCUCUGGAAAUACUGAGAUUUAUGUCCAUGUAUUGGAUCUGUCAGAGACAGGAAAGGUUUGGGAGUUUGCAGAGGCCUUUAAGAAGGAUCACCCUUCCCUCAAUGUUCUGAUCAAUAAUGCCGGAUGUAUGGUGAAUCAGAAAGAAAUGAACUCUGAUGGACUGGAGAAAAACUUUGCCACUAAUACUCUUGGUGUUUAUAUUCUGACUAAAUGUUUGAUCCCACUGUUGGAGAAAAGCAGAGACCCACGAGUUAUUACGGUGUCGUCUGGAGGAAUGCUGGUGCAAAAACUCAACGUAGAGGAUUUACAAACAGAGAGAGCUCAGUUUGACGGUACCAUGGUAUACGCACAGAACAAGAGACAGCAGGUUGUAAUGACAGAGUUUUGGGCAGAAGAAAAUCCCAGAAUUCAUUUCUCUGUAAUGCACCCUGGGUGGGCAGACACACCAGCGGUUGCCACGGCGAUGCCUCAGUUUCAUCAGAUGAUGCGAGAGCGUCUGCGUACAGCGGAGGAGGGAGCAGACACGGUCAUCUGGCUCGCUGUCUCACACGCAGCCACUGCGUUUCCCAGUGGCCUUUUCUUCCAAGAUCGGAAGCCAGUUUCAACCCACCUGCCACUUGCCUGGACGCACAGCUCGCAGCAUGAAGUCAAAAAGUUCAUGGGCCAGUUGGAGACUUUGGCAAAAGCGGUCAAACCUUCAGAAGCCGUCGUCACAUCUAGUGAUACCUAAAGAAACUAUAAGAUGUUUUAAGUUUUAAUAUAUAAAAAAAAACAUAAAACUGAGAAAGCAAUAAUCAGCAUGUGAAGCAAAACUUUAACAUUCAAGCUAGCAUGCAGAGUUUCUUUUUUGAAGUUUCUGGAAAAGCAAAUUUGAAGUCAGCUUAAACCAAUUUUAUUGAGAACAUUAUUUAGAUUUAUGCAUUCCGGAGACACUUUUAUCCAAAGCAACUAACAGUGUAUAAAUGCAAGGUAUACAUUUUAAUCAGUUUGUGUGUCCACUGAAUUCAAACCCAUGACUUUUUGCAUUGCAACACAACACUGACUCUGUUCUCGCUUUCUCUUUGAAUAGAUUACAAGUCUCUCCAAUCUACUAACACCUUAAAGGAAUAGUCUACCCUUUUGCCAUAUUAAACUAUGUUAUUACCUCAACCUAGAUGAAUUAAUACAUACCUAUCUUUUUCAAUGCAUGCACUGUACAGCGCGUUGUGAAUGUGUUAGCAUUUAGCCUAGCCCCAUUCAUUCCUAUGGUACAAAAAAAAGUUUUAUUUUGUGGCACCAUACUUACUGGUAUAACUCCUCAUGUAACAGUCUUUAAAUAGGGAAAACACGGAAGUGUUUGGUGGCUUCCCUGUUGGGUACCAUAGGAAUGAAUGGGUCUAGGCUAAAUGCUAACACG
Molecule: messenger RNA, 1751 nt
Organism: Misgurnus anguillicaudatus (oriental weatherfish)
Lineage: Eukaryota; Metazoa; Chordata; Actinopteri; Cypriniformes; Cobitidae
Gene: dhrs12lb
Product: dehydrogenase/reductase (SDR family) member 12-like b
Source: RefSeq, a predicted model, not a curated record